Monodelphis domestica (gray short-tailed opossum) is the source of this 4409-nucleotide messenger RNA. It is a transcript of the gene CHAT, whose product is annotated as choline O-acetyltransferase. Gene Ontology annotation, cellular component: cytoplasm; neuron projection. The record is from RefSeq and is a predicted model, not a curated record. Gene Ontology annotation, molecular function: choline O-acetyltransferase activity. Gene Ontology annotation, biological process: neuromuscular synaptic transmission; acetylcholine biosynthetic process. NCBI's taxonomy places the organism in Eukaryota, Metazoa, Chordata, Mammalia, Didelphimorphia, Didelphidae.
AGUCCAGUGGCCGCGGGGAACUGGGCGGCGCGUCGGGACAAGCUACCAUGGACAGAGCCUGCCGCUCCUGGGAGCAAAGCUGAAUCCUCUGUGAUUGCGGCACUUGGCCAGACAUGCCAGUAUCCCUGCACCCAGGCACCCCGGCACCCGCCUUCUGACACCCACCCACGGCUGCAGCUGCGCCAACUACAGCAGCACUGGGUGAACAUCCUCAAUAAGCUUUGACUCUUGGACUUAAGCCAGAAGAGGAAUAGCUAAAACUCAGAGAUGCCAGUACUUGAGAAAACACCCCCCAAAAUGGCUGAAAAGGAUGCCAGUAGCAAAGAAGAAGCUAUGCUGCCCAAACUUCCUGUACCACCACUGCAGAAGACCCUGGCCAUGUACCUCCAGUGCAUGAAACACCUAGUGCCUGAGGAGCAGUACAAGAAGAGCAAGGUGAUUGUGGAGCAGUUUGGGGCCCCUGGGGGCCUAGGGGAGAGCUUACAGCAGAAACUCUUGGAAAGAAGGGAGAAGACAACAAACUGGGUCUUUGAGUACUGGCUGGAUGACAUGUAUCUCAACAAUCGUUUGGCUCUUCCAGUCAACUCCAGUCCAGCUGUGAUCUUUGCUCGACAGAACUUCCAAGAUGUGAAUGAUCAGUUAAGGUUUACAGCCAAUCUCAUUUCUGGAGUGCUUGACUAUAAAGCCUUACUGGACAGCCAUUCCAUACCUAUUGACUGUGCCAGAGGACAGCUAUCUGGCCAGCCUCUCUGUAUGAAGCAGUACUAUGGGCUCUUCUCUUCCUAUCGUCUUCCAGGACAUACAAAAGAUACUCUUGUGGCUCAGACAAGCAGUAUUAUGCCUGAACCAGAGCAUAUCAUUGUGGCUUGUAACAAUCAGUUCUUUGUCUUGGAUGUGGUCAUUAAUUUCCGUCGCCUCAGUGAGGGGGAUCUAUUCACUCAAUUGCGAAAGAUAGUCAAAAUGGCUGACAAUGAGGAAGAAAGGUUACCACCGAUUGGUCUGCUGACAUCAGAUGGGAGAACAGAAUGGGCUAAGGCCAGGACGAUCCUUGUGAAAGAUUCAACCAACCGUGACUCCCUGGACAUGAUUGAACGGUGUAUCUGCUUGGUGUGUUUGGAUGCACCAGGAGGCAUGGAGCUCAAUGACACGAACAUGGCCCUUCAGCUCCUUCAUGGAGGGGGCCAUGGUAAAAAUGGGGCAAAUCGCUGGUAUGACAAGUCCAUGCAGUUUGUGGUGGGGCGAGAUGGAGUCUGUGGUACGGUAUGUGAGCAUUCCCCAUUUGAUGGAAUCGUCCUGGUACAGUGCACCGAACAUCUGCUCAGGCACAUGAAAGAGAGCUCAAAGAAGCUAGUUAGGGCUGAUUCUGUCAGUGAGCUUCCUGCUCCUAGAAGACUGAGAUGGAAAUGCUCACCCGAAAUUCAGGGACACCUGGCUUCAUCAGCAGAGAAACUUCAAAGGAUAGUAAAGAAUCUGGACUUCACUGUUUAUAAGUUUGAAAACUAUGGGAAAGAGUUCAUUAAGAAACAAAGGACCAGUCCAGAUGCUUAUAUUCAGGUGGCACUCCAGUUAGCCUUUUAUAGAUACCACCAGAGACUUGUCCCCACAUAUGAAAGUGCUUCUAUUCGCCGAUUUGAAGAGGGACGAGUUGACAACAUUAGGUCGGCAACUCCUGAAGCUCUGGCUUUUGUGAAAGCGAUGAUUGAUGAAAAAUCAUCUGUACUGGACUCAGAGAAGAUGCUUCUUUUAAAAGAGGCCAUCAGGGCUCAAACAGAAUACACUGUUUUGGCCAUCACUGGUAUGGCAAUUGACAAUCAUUUACUCGGUCUGAGGGAAAUGGCCCGAGGACUUCUCAAAGAGCUGCCAGAGAUGUUCACAGAUGAAACAUACUUGACAAGCAAUCGAUUUGUCCUCUCGACCAGUCAGGUGCCAACCACAAUGGAAAUGUUUUGCUGCUAUGGUCCUGUUGUCCCAAAUGGUUAUGGCACUUGCUAUAAUCCUCAGGCAGAGCACAUAUUGUUCUGCAUCUCCAGCUUCCAUGACUGCAAAGAGACUUCUUCUAUCAAGUUCGCCAAAGCAAUAGAAGAAAGCCUCAUUGAAAUAAGAGAUCUAUGUAGCAAGCACAAUUCUGUGAUAGCAAAGCCACUGACCAAACAGGAAAAAGCCACGAAACCUCAAGAGGCAAAGAAGCUCUAAUUCUUUUCUCUACAUCACUAUAUAGGUUCUAUAAUUCCCAGUGUUCAUUCUGCAACCUUCAAGCCUGCAAACCUGUAGACUACCCCAGCUUUCUGUAACUUCCAAAUUCUUAGGAUAUAUUACUAAAAUUGUACUCAUAAGUACAUAAUAAUCAUAAGAAGCAACAACACUGAAAAGGGGAAAAUGCCAUUAAUUAUCAUAUGUUAGAAAUAGAAGUAUUUAUUCAAGAUUAAAACCAGUCUGAGUCUCGUGAAAUACUUAAGUCUUUGCUCCUUAGUCAGCAACACGGGGUAGCCUUAUUUAGUUGCAAGUAGUCCUGCCAAGGAUAUAGAAUGUAUUUCUAUAGAUGGAGAACCUCAGAGCUUUGGGAUUUUUUAUUACUUAUUUCAGUAUAGUACCAAGCCAAGUAAUGUUUUGCAUAACAUAAAAUGAUUCAUCUCAUAUAAUAAAUGGCAACCAAAAUGAAAUCCAUAACUAAAUGAAUAGAAAUGACAUUAGGGUUUUUUUAGGGGUAGAGAUUCAAAUUCCAAAUGACUGAUUCAUAUUGUUUAAAGAGUGCCAUUUCUGGGUUUGUUGGUUUUUUUUUUUUAAUGCUGUUACUGAGUUAUAUGAUGCAGUGAUUCCCAAGAAAAUUCAUUUCGAUUAAGAAUAUGAUGCCUUGGAGCUGAGAAUUAAUCCUCCCUUUCUUUUCUUAAGAAUAGUUUGGGGUAGAAUAUUGAAAAUCUAGACCUGUCACUCAUUAAAGAAGGGAAGACUUCUUACAAUUGCUCUCAUUUCAUUGCCUUUUCAGUCCCACUUGUGCAGAUAAAUGAAAACCCAAAAGACAAUAGAGUCAGGGAUGAGUGAAAUGCAGAAGCAGGGAGUAUAGUGUAACUUUAAUGGGAUAUUGUCCAUUUGGGGGGGGGCAGUUAAUGACCAUUAGUGUGUCUUCAGUGCACACCUCUCCCCCUCCAGAUUUUACCCAUAUCCAUUCUGAAAACACACAUGCAUGCGCACACACACACCCUCCCCAACAGAAACCAUUUUGGCUACUCUUUUCAUUUAGAAAGGGGUUUGCUUCUCCAGGUUUGGGUUUUUUUGGCCCAAAAUUUAGAGAUUACAACUAAGUUUAAAGACAGGACUUUACUUAUCACCCAGAUGUUAUUGUUAUUGCCAUGUGUGAUCCCAUCAUAAUAUACAUAGUGAAUCACUAGUCGCAUUAGCUACAUUCAGCUUUUAAAAAUCAAGACAUACUAUAUCCAUCCUUGAAGGAUGUUUCUCUGUUCUUAACUCUUUCCCUACCUGAAGUUGUAGUUUUCUUUGUAUCCCCAAUACUUAGCAGUGUGCCUGGCACAUAUUAGACUCUUAAUAAAUGAUUGUUGCCUUAAAGGGAUUAAAUCUUUUGAGCUAUAGCAGGAAGGAAUAGGUAUUUCCAUCUAGUAUGACUUAUAAGAAGUAAUUAAUUUAUUAUAUUUCAAAGACAUAGAUCUAUUUGAAGAAGCAAAGACUCAAGUUAUUUUCUAGGCUACCUCACUAUUAACUGAAAGGCAUAGCUAUUUCAUGUAUAAUAACUAUGAUUCUAUGGAAUGCUUUUUGAGUUUCUUAAGAUGGUUAAUUAACACAUUGCUGGUUGAACUAAACUCAUUUCUAUCACUAUAUAUGAUAGAAUAUAAACACAUAUUCCCUGUGCAAAGCUGUUAACAAGAUACUUAAUAUAUAUUAGAUGUUAUAAAAUGAGAUGUGCAUUUUUAUGCAAUUGGGGAGUUAUAAAUAUGGGUUUUCAACUGGCAGAAAAUAAUAGUUUUUCCCUUAAAGAAAUGGCACCGAAAAAGACUUGUCCAGCCCAAGAAGGCUUAGAAAUUUCAAAUAUUUAUGCAAAGGCAAAACUGAGCCAUAACCAUAGGAAUAUUUUAGGUGGCAUCUCUUACAUGUGUAUCCAAAGAGAAAAAGCAAUUAAACUUGGAGAUUCAUUCUGAAAUGAUGGAACAAAUGAAAAAUGUGUAUGACUUUCCCCUAUUCCCUAUAAUUUGCCAAAAUAUAGAGUUGAUAUUUUAGUCCUAUUUUUAUAAAAUAGUAUAGAUUUAUGGCACUGUGUAAAUUGUAUUUACAGUAUCUCAAUUUUAAGUUAUAGUUUUGUGCUUUAAAAAUGUGUGUAUAUGUAUGAUGAAAAAACUAUAUUGGUAACAUGACAAAGUAUUUAAGAAAUAUAAAUCUGUAUUCAAUAAAAAGCAAAGAAA